Molecule: messenger RNA, 2979 nt
Organism: Neogale vison (American mink)
Lineage: Eukaryota; Metazoa; Chordata; Mammalia; Carnivora; Mustelidae
Gene: OSBP2
Product: oxysterol binding protein 2
Exons: 14
Coding region: 1-2775 (924 amino acids)
Cellular component (GO): cytosol; intracellular membrane-bounded organelle; membrane
Molecular function (GO): cholesterol binding
Source: RefSeq, a predicted model, not a curated record
AUGGGGAAAGCGGCCGCUCUGUGCCGAGGCAGCGGCUGUGGCGGCCGCUCCCGCGGACUCUCGUCGCUGUUCACGGUUGUCCCCUGCCUGUCCUGCCACACGGCGGCGCCGACCAUGAGCGUUUCCACGCCUGGCCCCGGGCCGGAGCCCAAGCCUCAGCCCAAGCCUCCGCCCCAGCCUGUGCCGAAGCCCGAGCGGCAGCCGGGGUCAGAAGAGGUGCCGGAGCCACUUUCUGAGCCGGUGCCAAGAUUGGAGCCUGUGUCUGAGAAGACGUCUGAGCCAAGGCCAGAGUCCAGACAGGGAGCAGAACUGCUGCUGGGUUUGGGGCGGGGGUCAGGGCCCCGGCCAGAGUUGGGCUCAAGUAUAGGGGCUGGGACCUGCCCCAAGGCCUCAUCAGAGCAGCUGCCGGCACUGGGGUCAGUAGUGGGGAGUGCGCCCUGGACCAAACCCGAGCUGGGGUCGCUGGCGGUGUCAAAGCCCCCGCCCCUGCUGCGACCCGGACAGGCCAAGGCAUCCCUUGGGGUUCCAAUGUCAGGGACUGGCACGACCUCCACAGCACCCAAGGUCUUACUGCCUCUGGACAGCUUCAAGGGCUGGCUGCUGAAAUGGACCAACUACCUGAAAGGCUACCAGCGCCGUUGGUUCGUGCUCAGCAAUGGUCUGCUGUCUUACUACAGAAAUCAGGGGGAAAUGGCCCACACCUGUCGUGGCACCAUCAACCUGUCCACCGCGCACUUCGACACGGAGGACUCUUGCGGUAUCGUGCUGACCAGUGGGGCAAGGACCUACCACCUCAAGGCCAGCUCGGAGGUGGAACGGCAGCAGUGGAUCACCGCCCUGGAGCUGGCCAAGGCCAAGGCUGUCCGCAUGAUGAGCAGCCACUCAGAUGACUCUGGGGACGACGACGACGAGACUGCCUCUCCAGCUGAUAAGAGCGAGCUACACUGCACCAUCCAGAGCCUCUCCUUGAAGUUGGACGACCUCAGCACGUGCAAUGACCUCAUUGCCAAGCAUGGCGCUGCGCUCCAGCGCUCCCUGAGUGAGCUGGACGGCCUCAAAAUCCCCUAUGAGAGCAGUGAGAAGCUGAAGGCCGUGAAUGAGCGGGCCACCCUCUUUCGCAUCACCUCAAAUGCUAUGAUCAAUGCCUGCAGAGACUUCUUGGAACUAGCAGAGACACACAGCCGGAAAUGGCAGCGUGCCCUACAGUAUGAGCAAGAACAGCGCAUCCACCUGGAGGAGACCAUCGAGCAGCUAGCCAAGCAGCACAACAGCCUCGAACGGGCCUUCCGUAGCGCCCCCGGCCGGGCCACCAACCCCACCAAGAGCUUCAGCGAAGGAAGCCUCUUAACUCCCAAAGGAGAGGACAGUGAGGAAGAUGAAGAUACCGAGUACUUCGACGCCAUGGAAGACUCUACAUCCUUCAUCACCGUGAUCACCGAGGCCAAGGAGGACAGAAAAGCGGAGGGUGGGACCACAGGCCCAGUGGACUGGACCUCAUCAGAUAAUGUGCUAGAUGGCGCCUCACUUGUGCCCAAGGGUCCCCCCAAGGUCAAGAGGCGUGUCCGCAUCCCUGACAAACCCAACUACAGCCUUAAUCUCUGGAGCAUCAUGAAGAACUGCAUCGGCCGGGAGCUCUCCAAGAUCCCCAUGCCGGUCAACUUUAACGAGCCCCUGUCCAUGCUCCAGCGGCUGACGGAGGACCUGGAGUACCACCACCUGCUGGACAAGGCGGUGCACUGCACCAGCUCAGUGGAGCAGAUGUGCCUGGUGGCCGCCUUCUCCGUGUCCUCCUACUCCACCACUGUGCACCGCAUCGCCAAGCCCUUCAACCCUAUGCUAGGGGAGACCUUUGAGCUGGACCGCCUUGAUGACAUGGGCCUGCGCUCCCUCUGUGAGCAGGUGAGCCACCACCCACCAUCAGCUGCACACUACGUGUUUUCCAAGCAUGGCUGGAGCCUCUGGCAGGAGAUCACCAUCUCUAGCAAGUUCCGGGGAAAAUACCUCUCCAUCAUGCCGCUAGGUGCCAUCCACUUAGAAUUCCAGGCCAGUGGGAAUCACUACGUGUGGAGGAAGAGCACCUCGACUGUGCAUAACAUCAUUGUGGGCAAGCUCUGGAUUGAUCAGACCGGGGACAUUGAGAUUGUGAACCAUAAGACCCAGGACCGGUGCCAGCUGAAGUUCUUGCCCUAUAGCUACUUCUCCAAAGAGGUAGCCCGGAAGGUGACAGGAGUGGUAAGUGACAGCCAGGGCAAAGCCCACUACGUGCUGUCAGGUUCAUGGGAUGAACAGAUGGAGUGCGCCAAGAUCGUGCAAAGCAGCCCCAGCAGCCCCAGCUCAGAUGGGAAGCAGAAGACCGUGUACCAGACGCUGCCAGCCAAGCUGCUGUGGAAGAAGUACCCGCUGCCGGAGAACGCCGAGAACAUGUACUACUUCUCGGAGCUGGCCCUGACCCUCAACGAGCACGAGGAGGGCGUGGCACCCACGGACAGCCGCCUGCGGCCAGACCAGCGGUUGAUGGAGAAGGGCCACUGGGACGAGGCCAACACAGAGAAGCAGCGGCUGGAGGAGAAGCAGCGCCUGUCGCGGCGCCGGCGGCUGGAGGCCUGCUCGCGGGGCUGUGGCACCGAGGAAGAGAAGGAGGCCGAUGUGUACAUGCCGCUGUGGUUCGAGAAGAGGCUGGACCCACUGACCGGGGAGACGGCCUGCAUGUACAAGGGCGGCUACUGGGAGGCCAAGGAGAGGCAGGACUGGCACAUGUGCCCCAACAUCUUCUGAGCGUCACCCCUCCUGCAAAUACAGGCUCCUGCACAGCCUGGUCCACCUCUUCUUUAAUGCACUCAAUUUAGUAUUCAAUGGCCCUCCUCCCACACCUUCCCUGCCCCAUUCCCACCUCCCUUUUUUUUACACUUUUUGGGGGCUCCCACCUUGGAAGGAGGAAGUGCUGACCUGCAUUCUUUUCAGCUCCCAGGUGCCCCGGGU